GGGAAUAAUGUUAGAAACCCCAACCAUGGAAAAUUCAGCCAUGGUAGCUUUCGGAUCAGCCAUGAUGGCCGACCAAAAAAAGGGGGAAUAACCAAUGUGGAGAAGAAAGGUGAAGGAGUAUGGUGUACCUUUUGUAACAAGCCUCGCCACACUCGUGAUAAAUGUUGGAAGCUGCAUGGAAAGCCACCUAGUAGAGAUUGGGGAUCCCAAAAUCGUGACAAGGAGUGGGGAAAAAAAGGAGACAACACUAGAAAGGGAGGACAAGCACACAUAGGGGCUGCAACAAAUGAAGAAAACAAAGGAGGAGUGAUUCACCUUAACCAGGAUGAAGUAGAGCAGAUGAGAUUAUUCCUCAACAAGUUGGACAAGUCUCCAGGUAGUUGUUCUCUGGCACAUUCAGAACAAGUACUCGGGGAAGACAAUUGGACAUGCUAGAGAAUGGAAUGACUUGUAUUACUUGGAUCAUCCAAAUCUGCUCCCAGACCCGGAAAAUAACACCUCUUUUUUCUUUGAUUCAAUAAAGACCAACAGGGAGAAGGUCUUCCUACAUCACUGUCGCCUUGGACAUCCUUCCUUUAGGGUCAUAAAAAGCUAGCUAACAUAAUAUGGGGUGAAGGAGGUGAGAGUGAUGAUCAUAUUGUGCCUUAUCCAGAGGUAAACGAAGGUGUUAGCAACAAGAAAGAAUUCAAUCAGGAAGCUUCUACGACUAAGCUCACAGAGUUGAAGAGACCAGAGGCUAAAAUUGAUUUUUAUGAAAGAAAGCUUAGAAGCAGUUCCAACCUUGAUAAUAGUGUAGAAUUACCUGUCUCAGGAUAUGGAACACAUGCUUGGCCUGACUUGUCUUUGUCCAGUUCAGCUAAAAUGGAUCAGGGAUCCCUUGGUACUGCAGUAUCUAAAAAUUUAAGAGAACUUGGCAAAUUCAGUUCAAGAAUUGAAGAAUCUAAACAGAAUGAAAAGGAUGCUGAAAUUUUCCGAAGUAGUAAUGAAGGUAAAGAGCAAGGUGAUUUUGUUGAUUAUGAAUGGGCCAACAUAGGAAGUUUUGAUGACCUUGAUCGAAUUUUUAGCAAUGAUGACCCUAUAUUUGGUCAUGUAAGUCUUGAUAAUUCUAAUGAUCUUUGGUCCUCCAAAGAUGUGAGCAACAAUUCAGCACCUUUACCAUUGGAUACACCAAGUUCUUCUGGUGCUUUGAUUAACGAAGCUGAUCCUUUGGAAAUCAAAGAAGAGUAUGUUCAAACUAAUGAUGACAAAUCGUUGGACCUCAGCUUUGAGAAGAUUGGGAUUCCUGCAUCCGAAGUUUUACAAAAUUUGUGCACAAUCACAGCUAUUGAGGGAAAUGAUGGAGUUAGAAGCAAGCCUACAGAAAAGGAACAACAGGUUUUUAGGCAAAAGAAUCUUUUGAAAACUCGGAAAAAAUCACAGGUAAAACAAGAUUUUUAUGGUAAUUGGUCUCCUUCAGCAGCACCGGCUAGACAAUUUGAGAAUGAAUUAUCACCAUCUGUCAUACAAUCUUCUCCCUCUCCAAUUCUUGGUCAACAAAAGCAGAUCCAAGGAGCUGAAACCUUAUUUCAGAAUAUUGUAAAUCCUUAUGUGGCUUCUUCUGUGUAUGAGAACCUUACUAGUACAUAUCCUGCUAUGCCAAUGCUGUCGCAGACUCUGUCAGGUGAUCUUAGGCAGCAGCCUGUGCUUUCUGGGUACGAAGUGUCUCCUGAUAUAGUGAAUCCUGUGAAAAAUUCUGUGGACUCGGUCAAACCUCAAAUCAUGACUCCUCAGGAGAAAAUUGAAAAAUUGAGGAGGCGGCAGCAAAUGCAGGCAAUGAUUGCUAUUCAGAAACAACGGCAACAAUUGGGCCAUCAAGUCCCUAGUAAUACCAAAUCAAGCACCCAGAAAUGCCCUCCAGACAUCCAAAGUCAUCUCAGUGACGGGACUGAUGAAGAUCUAAGAAUUCUUCCUGCUCCAGAUCCACCUAUUGAACAAGAUGAUUCUAAUACAAUGUCAGUGGCAGUUGGAAAUGAUUUUGUUGAAGACACCAUAUUGUACCAGCUUCAGGAUAUUAUAUCAAAGUUGGACCUCAAAAUAAGACUCUGCAUCAGAGAUAGUUUGUUCCGGUUGGCACAAAGUGCAACUCAAAGGCAUUAUGCUAGUGAUACUAGCAGUACAAACAAAAGUAGCAGAGACGAACUUGAAGUUGUGGCAAGAGAAGAAAGCAAUACACAAAAUAGAUAUGCCAGGAUGCCAGAUGUUGAAACAGAGACGAAUCCCAUUGAUAGAACCGUAGCCCAUUUACUUUUUCAUAGUCCUAUGGAGCUAACCCAGAACUAUUCUGACAAGCUUGAGUCACCUGUUUCUACUAAGGUGCAAUGUGAAAGCAAAGCAGCUAACCUGGUGAACUUUCCCAUGAGUUGCUUACCAGAUGAGGACUCGAAAAACAAUCAACAGCUUUCUCACCUUGGGCUGAAGAAUUCCUGGUUUGAUACCCAGUCUAUGGAUCAAAUUAGAAACAGUCCCUGCGUAGACACUUCUGAAAAUGCAUCCAACACACAGGAACUUGAAGCCUCUCAAUGAAGAAGAAAGAGGGCUCUCCAGAUAUUUGAGGAUCAUAAGCAAGCACAAUUAUGGCUGUAGAAUCCUGGGAACCAGUUUCAUGGUUAUCAUAUUAUUAUCGUUUCUUCUGUUUCAAAACAUGACGGAGUAUGUAUAUCAGUAUCUGACCAUACUUAAGGUCGCGAGUGCUGUGUUGUUUCGUUCAUAACUGCAACAAAAUGUCUCGCACUCAGAUGUUAAAUUUAAGUCUUUGACUGACUGACUUAGACCAGGGUUUAAAGUUUGUGUCGUAUUUCUGUAUGUUCUGUCACCAUUUGAGAUUGAGUCAUAAACUUGCGAUUUUUUAUUUGAAUUUAAGUUUUUCACCGUUUCUGUCAAAA
Molecule: messenger RNA, 2921 nt
Organism: Vigna unguiculata (cowpea)
Lineage: Eukaryota; Viridiplantae; Streptophyta; Magnoliopsida; Fabales; Fabaceae
Product: protein LNK2-like
Biological process (GO): circadian rhythm; regulation of DNA-templated transcription
Source: RefSeq, a predicted model, not a curated record